Messenger RNA from Rubroshorea leprosula, 938 nucleotides. The record is from the annotation of a GenBank genome assembly. Lineage: Eukaryota; Viridiplantae; Streptophyta; Magnoliopsida; Malvales; Dipterocarpaceae.
CCAUUCUGGUCCUGAUUAUGAAUAAUCAUGAAUUUUCUUUUAGCCACCCUCUUAUAAUCUUCUCAGUGUUCAAUACCAUUAUUGUUGCUUCAAUAGUCGGAAGUCGUAAGUCGCCUGUGCAUGUAACCGAGGGAGACUUGCCAUUUUUUUCCUACUGGUUUGAAGUUGAAGGUGCUUAUGAAUCAAUCAUUAAGGUAAACCACAAGGAAGAAGAAAAAGAAGUUUUAUACUCCAUAACGCUGGUCUGGCGGCCGGUACUUGCCAUUUUAGUUGUUAGUAUUGCUGCCAUUCUGGUCCUGAUUCUGAAUAAUCAUGGAUUCUCUUUCAGCCACCCUCUUAUAAUCUUCUCAGUGUUCAACACCAUUAUUGUUGCUUCAAUAGUCGGAAGCGAUAAGUCGCCUGUGCAUGAAACUGAGAGAGAUAUGCCCUUUUUUUCCAACUUGCAUGAAGUAGAAGGUGCUUAUGAUCCAAUCAUCGAGGAAAACCACAAGGAAGAAGAAGAAGCAGAAGAAGAAAAAGAAGAAGAAGAAGCUGAAGUUUGUAUUUCUAAUGGUUAUCAUAAAGAUGACCACGAUAAUGGCGGUGAUGAUGAUGGAGACGGAUAUGAUGAGAAUCUAGAGAGAAAGGUAGAAGCCUUCAUUAAUAAAGUCACUGAGGAAUGGCGGAAAGAGAAGUCGAUGGAGAAUGAAGAAAGGGCCUAAAAAAUUGGCUAUGAAGCAUAAACUUUUACCAUCUCUGAUAAAUUGGUCCUAAAUACACCCAACCCCAACUUUCUAUGUCUUCUUCUUCUGCUUUUUAUUCUUUAUUUUUAUUUUUAUAUGCGAAUCCCAACUGUUUUUCUUGUAGGGGCUAUCUUCAGUUUAUUGAUGGGAACAAUAUGAACUAUCAAUAUUUAAAAGUGUAUUAUGUUUAUCUUGCAAUAAAAAUAGUAUAAAAAG